AUGUCAGACUUAUUUGAAAACUAUGAAUCAGACUUUAAAGUGGCGUAUGCAGACGCCCAGGAGAAGGAGAACCAGAUAUACGGACUUACAGACCAGGAUAGAAGAGUCGAGUUGAUGAGAGAUGUGGAAAAGUCUAUUGAUGACUGUUAUGAGUUGAUUGAUUCUAUGAAUUUGGAGGUUCAGCAACUUUCAACUCAUGAAAGAGCUCAAUUUAAUGCCAGAACGAGGACAUACAAGCAGGAUACAGACAGGCUCAAGGCAGACCUAAAAUCGAUGAUGGAUGACAAAGAUCGUGACCAACUAUUCGAUGGACCAGGUGAGAACCAGACACAGAGGCAGACACUCUUGAAAACCAACGAGUCAAUCGAUAGAUCAACAAGAAGGUUGAACGAUGCUACAAGAACAGCUGCUGAGACAGAGAGGGUGGGAUCAUCCAUAAUGGACACUCUACGAGCUCAAAGAGAUCAGAUUACAAAUGCAAGAGAUACAUUAGGUGAGGCUGAUAACUAUGUAGACCGGUCACUAAGAACUUUGAAGACUAUGACUAGACGUCUUGCCACCAACAAGAUCAUAACCUACGGAAUAAUAGCAGUUCUCAUCAUGCUUAUUAUGUUGGUGAUAUACAGCAAGUUUUCAUGA
Messenger RNA from Brettanomyces bruxellensis, 639 nucleotides. RefSeq lists its product as uncharacterized. Gene Ontology annotation, cellular component: SNARE complex; Golgi apparatus; ER to Golgi transport vesicle membrane. Lineage: Eukaryota; Fungi; Ascomycota; Pichiomycetes; Pichiales; Pichiaceae. The transcript has a single exon. Gene Ontology annotation, molecular function: SNAP receptor activity; SNARE binding. Gene Ontology annotation, biological process: intra-Golgi vesicle-mediated transport; intracellular protein transport; Golgi to vacuole transport. Bases 1 to 639 code for a protein of 212 amino acids. The record is from RefSeq and is a predicted model, not a curated record.